Molecule: messenger RNA, 240 nt
Organism: Rangifer tarandus platyrhynchus (Svalbard reindeer)
Lineage: Eukaryota; Metazoa; Chordata; Mammalia; Artiodactyla; Cervidae
Source: the annotation of a GenBank genome assembly
AUGUUCUACUUAUUUGUACCACGCUUUAGAGGCAGUGUUUUUAUCGGUGGACCCAACUUUGCCGGCACCUCCAAACCUUUAAGAAGUCAUCGAAGGCGCUCGACCGCCACUGCCUCCGGGAUCAAGAGGAAGGAGCUGCGUCGAGUCAGGGCGCGAGCCUUGCAGAUGGGGCCGCGCUCGGAAGCCGGGCACCCCUCCGUGCGUCACCUGACGGGCAGGGCGGGAGGCACGCCGCGCUGA